Molecule: messenger RNA, 2903 nt
Organism: Entelurus aequoreus (snake pipefish)
Lineage: Eukaryota; Metazoa; Chordata; Actinopteri; Syngnathiformes; Syngnathidae
Product: calcium release-activated calcium channel protein 1-like
Exons: 2
Coding region: 178-837 (219 amino acids)
Biological process (GO): store-operated calcium entry
Cellular component (GO): membrane
Molecular function (GO): store-operated calcium channel activity
Source: RefSeq, a predicted model, not a curated record
AUGGCUUCGCCUGCCCAGGGUAUCUCAUGUUUCUGACAGUCAGCUGUUGCAGGAAAGUUUGAUCGGUCUUAUUUUCUCUCUCUCCCUUCAGAGCUCUCUUUCAGUCCUUAAUCGCUUCUAUCGACACAAAAGAAGAGGAGAAAAGUCUUCCGGCACCAAACUUCCGCAACUAUCGGCAUGAGUUUGAACGAGCACUCGCUGCAGGCGCUGUCAUGGAGGAAGUUGUACUUAAGCCGAGCCAAACUCAAAGCCACCAGCCGCACUUCAGCCCUUUUGUCAGGCUUCGCGAUGGUUGCCAUGGUGGAGGUACAACUGGAAAGGGAUUAUACUUACCCUCCAGGGCUGCUGAUAGCGUUCAGUGCCUGCACCACAGUGCUAGUGGCAGUGCACCUUUUUGCGCUCAUGGUCAGCACCUGCAUCCUCCCUAAUCUCGAGGCCGUCAGCAACGUUCACAACCUCAACUCUGUGAACGAGUCGCCACAUGAGCGCAUGCAUCGCCACAUCGAGCUGGCCUGGGCCUUUUCCACCGUCAUCGGCACCCUCCUGUUCCUCACCGAGGUGAUGCUGCUCUGCUGGGUCAAGUUUUUGCCCCUUAAGAGCAACACGGAGAACAACGGCACCAUUAGUCCCGGCCAAGCCGCAGCCAUCGCGUCCACUUGCAUCAUGGUGCCUUUCGGAUUGGUUUUUAUCGUCUUCGCCGUUCACUUUUACCGCACGCUCGUCAGUCACAAAACAGACCGGCAAAUCCGAGAACUGGAGCAGGUCAUCCGGCUGCAGAACCAACUGGACCACAGGACGGAAAACGACGAGCUGAAGGCUGUAAGCCAUUUCGCUUGACCGAUGUUCUUGCUUGGAAGAGCUGGGGACAUUUCAGCCAUGCUUUUAGUUACAGGAAUAUCAUUUUAUUGUCUUUUUUUAAUCUGCACUGAAGCUUUGGCGAGUUCAUUCUCACAUUUUUAAGCGUUUUAGUAGGAAAACAAUUUCUGUCCUUAGGUCAUGCUGCGUUUUUGUUCCUGCAGCCAUCACGAGAUUGAAUACAAAACCCUACUGAAAGACGUCCAUAUUAGUGAUAGUUAUAGCAAUCGAUGAGUCACUAUUGUUUGAAUGAAGGAGUUACAGUGUGAAAUUAGCUUUAUAUGCACUGUUGGAAAAGUAGGUCGGUGGCACAAGCAGGAUGGUGUAGUUAAAGUGAAAGUACCGAUGAUUGUCACACACACACUAGGUGUGGCGAAAUUCUGCACAUUGACACAAGCGAUGCCUGACAAAGGACAGUUUAUUCACAAUGUUACAUGUGGGAAAGAAAUAUGUGUGGAAUGAAUAUCCAAGUCCAAAGCAAAUACCUGAAGCAGAUGUAUACAGCUUUACUGUAUAAGUCUAUGCAAGACUGUUCCAACUUUGGAGCAAAGGCUGGCAGCUCAGUGGAAUAUCUAAAAAGGGCAAAAUCGAAAAAAUAUCAUCACAUAUUGUACAGUCGACACCAAGGGUGCCCAUUACGUCGACUGCGAGCUACCGGACGAUGGAGGAGGGUGUGCCAGUCGAUCGCCAGACAGGCAUUAAAAAAAAUAGACCUAAAAAUUAGCGAUCAUCAAUCUUCACCAAGACGGCACUUGAUUGACAUUCACGGCACCCGAGGGUCCUCUGAGAUGACGCUGGCUGCCGCAAGCUCAUUAUUGAGAAAAAAUGACCCACAACAAUCCCCAAAAACGCCCGCGAAAUCCUAGAGGGACUUAAUAAUUAAAUCCUCCAGACUUAAAGUAGGAGGUAAUUAAUAUGGUGGAGUUUCAAAGUUAUAUGGUUAUAAAAAAACAUUUUUUUUUUAAGUGCCAUGUUAGUGUUGAUAAUGUGCAUUUAUUAGGAAAAAAAAGGUUAUGCAAACAACAUUUUUUCAGUGUGUUUUUUUGUUGUUGUCCGAUUACUCGAUUAAUCAAACCAACUAAUCAAUAGAGUACUCGAUUUGUAAAGUAUUCGAUAGCUGCACCCCCUCUUGCUGCCUGUUUCAAGUCAUCAUUUGUCAAUGCAAGGUGACUGAUUGGUAAUAUUGAUAAGAAUGAUGACGGUGUAUCAGUACAGUAUGUCACUUAUAAUAUCACAUGGUGCGUGGAAAUAUGGUGUUAUUCAUUUUUAUGGUUCCUUCAAUGUCGCUACUGAAUGUCGCAAAAUCCAAACUGAUUUACCAAAUACAGAUUAUUGUCAUUGUAAAUUAUAUUUGGAGCACCAAUGUAAAAGUUAUGUAAAAAAAAAAAAAAGUUACAACGACCCUAAGGAGUGUUACAUAAUGUCGUCUCGUAAGGUACGUUAUUUUGUGGAAGACUUGUCUUCAUUUCUCUGAGUAGCACUUUCUUUUUGUAAAAUUCACAAUUCAUAUAAUUAAUAAUCGAAAUGAGCCGAAAACCUCAAUCUUUUACGGUCCUAACAUCGUUGCCUGAAGAAAAUGUUAAUAGAAAUAAUAUAAAAUUUGUGGAAUUCUUUCAACUGCAUUGAAGUACUGCAUGUUUGUUGGACGUCUUUCAAUGCAAUCUGUUAUAGUUGAUAGUUUACAUACUUUAGCAUGCUCACAUGUUACAUUUUAGCAAUGACGUGGUUUGACUAGUGGUUGAAUUGUGUGACUGUGUUUUGGUUUUAUUCUUUUAUGCAGCUUCAGAGCCUUCGGUUACGCUCGAAUGAAAUAUGCAAAUAGAAAUAUCACUUAUUGUGUCCUGUGGGCAAAGAGCCACUCAGCCCAGAUAAUGUGCCUUCUUUUAAACAGAGCAUUGUUCUUCAGGUUGACAUGUGUUCUUUAUUUAUUCAGCAGUUGUAUAUACAGAAGAAGGUCAACGCAUGUGUUUUACUAUGACCACUUGGUAUUUGCUUUACCAGGGAUUGUUUGUUGUUGUUGUUGUUGCCAAUUUCAAAAUAAAACACAU